AUGGUUGACUAUCCGAAAAGCUAUCUCGAUGCGAAAAACAGGCUGGAGAAGAGAGGAGUGAGCAUUGAUAUUCCUACAACCAAAACAGAGAAAGAGCACGAACAUGCGAUCAAAAUCACAACUGAUCAUCACAAAAAACAAAAGAAUCUUCAAAACGGCGUCCUCGCGAAAAUGCUCUUUUCAACAAUGAACGUCCUGACUGGCGAUUUCGAGGACAAUUACAAAACCAUCGACUGGACUGACAACGAUGGUCAUUUCAACAGACACAAUGGUCUUCCUCACCUGGAAAAGAUGCCGAUCGCAUUUCAGCUCAAAUACGAGGGCAUCUUCAAGUACGCGCAGUUUUUUCAAAAAUGGGUGAAGCCGAUCUUGGCCGAGUGUAUUGCUACUUUCAUGCUGGUUUUCUGGGCUUGCAUGCUUCAACCCGGCCCCGACCACCCCGAAGGACUAGCAUCUCCUCUCGUUUUCGCCCUCGCCGCCGGAAUCAACCUGACCAUCAUCAUCACCAUGUUCUGGGACAUCUGCAUCAUCCAAUUCAACCCUUCCAUGACUGUCGCUUUCUGCGUCGCUGGAGUUGUUCCUUGGAGACUUUUAGUGCCAAAUAUCGGCGCGCAACUUGUUGGCUCUGCUCUUGCUGCUUGGUUUGCUGCACUGAUCAGGGGCAUUCCUGUUGGCGCUAUUUCGAUUACAGAAUCGUCUGAUCUAAAUGCAAUCUUCUGGGCCGAGUUUUUCUUCACUUUCAUGAUGGCAUUCGUCGCUCUUGCAGCUCACUCCCUUACUCCACUAGUAAUCGGCCUGACAGUGACUCAGGGUGUCUUUGGUGGAUGGUACAUUGGCGCUGGUUGCAUGAAUCCAGCCCGCGUUUUCGGCCCAGCAAUAAUGCAUUCUGAUUGGAACUACCACUGGCUCUGGUGGCUGUCAGAAAUCGCCGGAGCAGUCUUUGCCGUUUUCGUGGAAAUGAUGAUCUUUGCACCAAUCACUGUUCAUCAAGGAUCGACCAACUCGAAUCUGCUCUGGUGGAAACUUGCGAUGUGGCACAUGUCAAAGGGGCAUAUCCAGGGUGGAAAAGAGAAGACUACUUUGACGACUUGGAGAUCUGCUUUGAAAAACAAAAAUUUUGAUUCCGAAUAA
Molecule: messenger RNA, 1131 nt
Organism: Oikopleura dioica
Lineage: Eukaryota; Metazoa; Chordata; Appendicularia; Copelata; Oikopleuridae
Source: the annotation of a GenBank genome assembly